Molossus molossus (Pallas's mastiff bat) is the source of this 4762-nucleotide messenger RNA. It is a transcript of the gene TAF2, whose product is annotated as TATA-box binding protein associated factor 2. Gene Ontology annotation, molecular function: chromatin binding; RNA polymerase II general transcription initiation factor activity; transcription cis-regulatory region binding. The transcript has 27 exons. The record is from RefSeq and is a predicted model, not a curated record. The coding region runs from base 83 to 3838 and encodes 1251 amino acids. Gene Ontology annotation, cellular component: transcription factor TFIID complex. NCBI's taxonomy places the organism in Eukaryota, Metazoa, Chordata, Mammalia, Chiroptera, Molossidae. Gene Ontology annotation, biological process: transcription initiation at RNA polymerase II promoter.
GGGAAGCGAGGAGCCGGAACCCGGUGAUGCCCCGCCGCCCUCGGGGAAGCCGGGAAGCCGAGCCCCGCGGGAUCCGUCCUUCAUGCCGCCGACUGGCUUAGAGCCCGCCAGAAUGAACAGGAAGAAAGGAGACAAAGGCUUUGAAAGUCCAAGACCAUAUAAAUUAACCCAUCAGGUCGUCUGCAUCAACAACAUAAACUUCCAGAGAAAGUCUGUUGUGGGAUUUGUGGAACUGACUAUAUUUCCCACAGUUGCAAACUUGAAUAGAAUCAAGUUGAACAGCAAACAGUGUAGAAUAUACCGAGUAAGGAUCAACGAUUUAGAAGCGGCUUUUAUUUAUAAUGAUCCAACCUUGGAAGUUUGUCACAAUGAAUCAAAGCAGAGAAAUCUCAACUACUUUUCCAAUGCUUAUGCAGCUGCGGUGAGUGCUGUGGACCCUGAUGCAGGAAAUGGAGAACUUUGCAUUAAGGUUCCAUCAGAGUUAUGGAAACACGUUGAUGAAUUAAAGGUCCUAAAGAUACACAUCAAUUUUUCUUUGGAUCAGCCAAAAGGAGGUCUUCAUUUUGUGGUACCCAGUGUAGAGGGAAGUAUGGCAGAGAGAGGUGCUCAUGUUUUCUCUUGUGGGUAUCAGAAUUCCACAAGAUUUUGGUUCCCAUGUGUUGACUCAUACUCUGAAUUAUGUACAUGGAAAUUAGAAUUUACAGUAGAUGCUGCGAUGGUGGCUGUUUCCAAUGGAGAUUUAGUGGAGACAGUGUAUACCCAUGAUAUGAGGAAGAAGACCUUCCAUUACAUGCUUACCAUCCCAACAGCUGCGUCAAAUAUCUCCUUGGCCAUUGGACCUUUUGAAAUACUUGUAGAUCCAUAUAUGCAUGAGGUUACUCAUUUUUGUUUACCCCAACUUCUUCCAUUGCUUAAACAUACCACAUCAUAUCUUCAUGAAGUUUUUGAAUUUUAUGAAGAAAUUCUUACAUGUCGAUACCCAUACUCCUGCUUUAAGACUGUAUUCAUCGAUGAGGCUUAUGUUGAAGUGGCUGCUUAUGCUUCUAUGAGCAUUUUUAGCACAAAUCUGUUACACAGUGCCAUGAUUAUAGAUGAGACACCUUUGACUAGGAGGUGUUUAGCCCAGUCCUUGGCCCAGCAGUUUUUUGGGUGUUUUAUAUCCAGAAUGUCUUGGUCUGAUGAAUGGGUACUGAAGGGAAUUUCAGGCUAUAUAUAUGGACUUUGGAUGAAAAAAACUUUUGGUGUUAAUGAAUACCGCCAUUGGAUUAAAGAGGAGCUGGACAAAAUAGUGGCGUAUGAACUGAAAACUGGUGGAGUUUUACUACAUCCCAUAUUUGGUGGAGGAAAAGAGAAGGAUAAUCCAGCAUCCCAUCUACACUUUUCAGUAAAGCAUCCACAUACGCUCUCCUGGGAGUACUACACUAUGUUUCAGUGUAAAGCUCACCUUGUGAUGAGAUUGAUUGAAAACAGGAUCAGUAUGGAAUUCAUGCUACAAGUAUUCAAUAAACUGCUAAGUUUGGCUAGUACAGCUUCAUCUCAGAAGUUCCAGUCACAUAUGUGGAGUCAAAUGUUGGUUUCCACGUCUGGGUUUUUGAAAUCCAUCUCAAAUGUCUCUGGCAAAGACAUUCAGCCUUUAAUAAAGCAGUGGGUAGACCAGAGUGGAGUGGUAAAAUUUUAUGGAAGUUUUGCAUUUAAUAGAAAACGAAAUGUCUUGGAAUUAGAAAUAAAACAAGAUUAUACAUCUCCUGGAACUCAGAAAUAUGUGGGACCGCUUAAAGUGACAGUGCAGGAAUUAGAUGGAUCCUUCAAUCAUACAUUGCAAAUUGAAGAAAACAGCCUUAAACAUGAUAUACCCUGCCACUCCAAAAGCAGAAGGAAUAAGAAGAAAAAAAUUCCACUGAUGAAUGGAGAGGAAGUUGAUAUGGAUCUUUCUGCAAUGGAUGCUGAUUCCCCUUUGCUGUGGAUAAGGAUAGACCCUGAUAUGUCAGUCCUGAGGAAAGUAGAGUUUGAGCAGGCUGACUUUAUGUGGCAGUACCAGCUCCGCUACGAGAGGGAUGUCGUGGCACAGCAAGAGUCCAUCUUGGCCUUGGAGAAGUUCCCCACGCCAGCGUCGCGGCUUGCGCUCACUGACAUACUAGAACAAGAGCAGUGUUUCUACCGAGUAAGAAUGUCAGCUUGCUUCUGCCUUGCAAAGAUUGCAAAUUCAAUGGUGAGCACAUGGACAGGACCACCAGCCAUGAAGUCACUCUUUACUAGAAUGUUUUGUUGUAAAACUUGUCCAAACAUUGUGAAAACAAACAACUUUAUGAGCUUUCAAAGUUAUUUUCUACAGAAGACUAUGCCUGUUGCAAUGGCUCUGUUGAGAAAUGUUCACAACCUUUGUCCCAAAGAAGUCUUAACAUUUAUUUUAGACUUAAUCAAGUACAAUGACAACAGAAAAAAUAAGUUUUCAGAUAACUAUUAUCGUGCAGAAAUGAUUGACGCCCUUGCUAACUCUGUUACACCAGCAGUCAGUGUGAAUAACGAAGUUCGAACUUUAGAUAACUUAAAUCCGGAUGUGCGGCUUAUUCUUGAAGAAAUCACCAGGUUUUUGAAUAUGGAAAAACUUCUUCCAAGUUAUAGACACACCAUCACUGUGAGUUGUCUGAGAGCCAUACGAGUGCUUCAGAAGAAUGGACACGUGCCGAGCGACCCAGCUCUUUUUAAAUCGUAUGCAGAAUAUGGCCACUUUGUGGACAUUAGGAUAGCAGCUUUGGAAGCAGUUGUUGAUUAUACUAAAGUGGAUAGGAGUUAUGAAGAACUGCAGUGGCUACUUAAUAUGAUUCAGAAUGACCCUGUACCCUAUGUAAGACAUAAGAUUUUAAACAUGUUGACCAAGAACCCACCAUUUACUAAGAACAUGGAGUCUCCCUUAUGCAAUGAAGCCCUGGUAGAUCAACUUUGGAAACUUAUGAAUUCUGGCACUUCACAUGACUGGAGGCUACGGUGUGGUGCUGUGGACUUGUACUUCACACUUUUUGGCCUCAGCAGACCUUCCUGCUUACCCUUGCCAGAGCUUGGGUUGGUUCUUAAUCUAAAAGAGAAAAAAGCUGUCUUGAAUCCGACCAUAAUUCCAGAGGCCAUCACAGGCAACCAAGAAACUGCACUUAAUCCAAGUAGCCACGCACAGCUAGUUGGAUUUCAGAACCCUGAAGAUGAUCACCUUGCCAAAGAAGCAUCAUGUAAUAUAUCAGCUCAUCAGCAGGGAGUGAAGAGGAAGUCUGAUACACCACUGGGGUCCCCACUAGAACCUGGUCAAAUACUGGAGAAGAAUGAGGAUAGCAGUAAAGUCAAACUCAAAAUCAGAUUUUCAAGUUCUCAAGAUGAGGAGGAGAUAGAUAUGGAUACUGUUCAUGACAGCCAGGCAUUCAUUUCUCAUCAUUUGAACAUGCUUGAAAGGCCGUCUACUCCAGGGCUUUCUAAAUAUCGGCCAGCUAGCUCUCGGUCUGCUUUGCUGCCCCAGCAUUCGCCAGGGGGUGAUGGCACACCCACCACGAAACCCCCGUGGAGUCUGGAUCUUGCGCGGAAGGGAACAGGUAAAGAACAGUCCCCCUUGGAGAUAAGUAUGCAUCCAGUUGCCACAGCUCCACUCUCAGUGUUUGCUAAGGAGUCGACGUCCUCCAAACACAGCGACCACCACCACCACCACCACCACGAGCACAAGAAGAAGAAGAAGAAGCACAAACACAAGCACAAGCACAAGCACAAGCACGACAGCAAAGAGAAGGACAAGGAGCCUUUCACUCUGUCCAGCCCCGCCAGCGGCAGGUCUAUUCGCUCUCCUUCUCUCUCCGACUGAGCGGGGCAGGGGACUUCCCUCGGGGUCUGGGAGAUCGUGUAACUAAAGCUUUGGCCUCUGUGAAAAAUGAUAAAAUGGGGGGAAAUUACCUCCCAUAGAAAUUCAGAAUCCAUUUAAAUUCUAAGUAAUUUGAUUUACAUUAUUUAUACACUUGGGAUGUGAUAAGGAAAAUGUGUUUAUGUUCUGGGUAAACCAUUUCGUCCCAUUACGUCCUUACAGUGUGCACACAUGCGCACACACCCCUGCACACAGGCAGCCGUGUUUUCACAGAGGCAGUCCCCGCGCAUCCUGGAUCCCAUGUGUACUGCCAGGAAUGGUCUUUGAAAGCCUGUGAUGGCUGUUAUCGGGCAAAGUUUUAAACAGAAGCUACUGCCAAAUAUGUGGUGAAACCGCUCUCUCCAGGGAUAUAUUACACGACACCCUUGGGAGUCCUGAAGGAGACAAGCUUUCCUGUAGCGAUCUGCUCUGUUGCACGUUUUUAGUGUGUUAACCACAGAACCAAAGCAUCACAAUUUCUAAAUAAGACUACAUGGUAAUUUGCCCUAAAUUACCGAAAUUUUUAGAAGCAGCUUUAAAAAAAAUUGAAUAACUCUUUUGAUAAUGCAUUUAGCAACUUUGAUGUUGGAAUUUAACAACUAUCAAAUCUAGCUCUCAAAUCAAGAUGUUUAAAUUAUGUUAUUUUUUCAUUAAGCAUAAGUGAAUAUGUCCAUAUGUAGAAUAUGUUUGCUAAAUUUGAACAAUUGACACCCAACACAUUUGAAAAUUAUUUCUAUAAAACCAAUUAUGAUACCUUAAAAUGGUGUCUGGAUACUGUUUAUCGACAUGGACAUGGACAAUUUGGCCCUCACGAGAGCAUACCGUAAGCAUUUAAAAAACAUGAACGUUUUGGUUUCAUACAUCAAUAGUUUGUAUGUUUGUUUUUAU